Messenger RNA from Beauveria bassiana ARSEF 2860, 531 nucleotides. RefSeq names its product Sas10/Utp3/C1D family protein. Gene Ontology annotation, biological process: maturation of 5.8S rRNA; regulation of gene expression. Gene Ontology annotation, molecular function: DNA binding; RNA binding. The record is from RefSeq and is a predicted model, not a curated record. Gene Ontology annotation, cellular component: exosome (RNase complex); nucleolus. The coding region runs from base 1 to 531 and encodes 176 amino acids. NCBI's taxonomy places the organism in Eukaryota, Fungi, Ascomycota, Sordariomycetes, Hypocreales, Cordycipitaceae. The transcript is spliced from 3 exons.
AUGGCAGACGUCAAAGACAUCACACGCGAUCUCGACAAGCUGGAUUCGCAGCUGGACAACUUGGAGGAAGCGCUCGCGCCACUGCUCGGCAACAUGGACGAGAUUUCAUCACAGCUGCCGCUGCUGGACAAGGCGAAGCUCUUUUCUCUAGCCGCUUACUCGAUAGAAUCGCUGCUAUUCUCCGCACUCAAGCUGCAAGGCGCAGAUGCGCAGGAGCACGCUGUAUAUGCAGAGCUCAAGCGCGUGCAGCAAUAUUUUGGCAAAAUCAAGGCCAUUGAAGAGCCUGUGGGCCAGCGGACCACAACAGUGAAUCAAGAAGCCGCGGCGCGUUUCCUCAAGGCAGAUCUUAGCGACAACAAGGCAAUUAGCGCCAGACUGGCCGAAAAGAUUGCCGAAGAGCGCGCCAAGGCGCUGCUGAAAUCUGUCGAGGGACGAAAGCGGCCGGUGGAUGAUUCGGCGACUAGCUCGGCUGACAAUGGCAAGGGCGUCAAAAAGUCAAAGCACAAGGGCAAGGCCAGGAGCAGGAGAUGA